Penicillium brasilianum is the source of this 828-nucleotide messenger RNA. The record is from the annotation of a GenBank genome assembly. NCBI's taxonomy places the organism in Eukaryota, Fungi, Ascomycota, Eurotiomycetes, Eurotiales, Aspergillaceae.
AUGGAGUCCAUGACAAUGGCCUCGGCCAUGACGAUGACCGCGGUCUCUACAGCUUUGGCGGCCAUGAACACUAGCUCGAUGGGUAUGCCAAACAUGCCAUCGAACGCGUCAAGCGAGACAGCGAUGCCGACCAUGCCUAGCAUGGCUGGUAUGGACAUGAGCUGUCGGAUCUCGAUGCUCUGGAACUGGUACACUCUUGAUUCCUGUUUCCUGUCUAGCUCGUGGCAUAUCCGUUCUCGUGGCAUGUUCGCAGGCUCCUGCAUCGGUACCAUCUGCCUCGUCCUUUGCUUGGAGUUCUUGCGUCGUUUGGGUCGUGAGUAUGAUUCCUUCAUCCUACGUCGAGCUAGCCUGCGACAGACUUACCUCCCUGGCUCUGCUUCCAUGACACCCGAGCGAAGUGGAAAAAAGAUAAAGGCUUCCGGAGCCAACGACCCAGGUUGCCCUUGCGAUUGUCCACGGGAUGACGACAAAAUCACUACUAUUCCUGGCAGCGAAUCCUCCAAUCCCAAACUCGCGGGUCCGAAUAGUGUCAUGCCCGUGACUGCAGAAGGUGUGCACUUGGUUGACGGUGGCACGGCUGAUCGCAAGAACUCUGAUAUAGUCGCGCCGUAUCGUCCCUCUCCGAUUGAGCAAGUGAUUCGUGCUUUGUUUCACACGGUUCAGUUUGCCGUGGCAUACUUCAUCAUGCUUUUGGCGAUGUACUACAACGGCUACAUCAUCAUCUGUAUCUUCAUCGGAGCGUUCUUAGGCUCUCUCGUCUUCUCGUGGGAGCCUCUGUCUCUGUCGAAGGAGAAUGAUGCCACACAAGUUACCAAGUGCUGUGGUUAG